Molecule: messenger RNA, 974 nt
Organism: Meloidogyne enterolobii
Lineage: Eukaryota; Metazoa; Nematoda; Chromadorea; Rhabditida; Meloidogynidae
Source: the annotation of a GenBank genome assembly
CGUAAUCAAUGACUAUUGAAAUCAUGGAAGGCCGAGGCGUGGGACCAGAUAAAGAUCACAUAUACUUACAGCUCCAUCAUCUACCGGCUGAGCAGUUGAAUAAACGUCUUCCAGGAAUUUCUGAAACAGCAAAAAUAUUUGCUGGUGUAGAUGUCACUAAAGAACCAAUUCCUGUACUUCCGACUGUUCAUUAUAAUAUGGGUGGUACUCCAACAAAUUACAAAGGCCAGGUUGUCAAAUAUACAAAGGAUAAAGGCGAUCAGAUUGUUUCGGGAUUAUGGGCUGCUGGAGAAUGUGCUGCCCAUUCUGUCCAUGGAGCAAAUCGUCUGGGUGCAAACUCAUUGCUUGAUUUGGUUAUAUUUGGUCGAGCAUGUGCAUUGAACAUUUUGUCACAAAAUAAAUCUGGCGAUCCUGUUCCCGAUCUCCCGUCAAAUGCUGGCGAAGUAUCAAUUGCGAAUUUAGACAAGUUACGAAGUGAACGUAAUGGUGCUGACAUCCCUACAGCUCAGUUGAGACUUGAGAUGCAAAGGACAAUGCAAAAGCACGCAGCGGUUUUCCGUACUGGUACAAUUCUUCAGCAAGGAAUUGAAAAGAUUAAAAAUCUUUAUUCUCAAUUAAAACAUGUGCAUAUUUCUGAUCGCACUCUGAUUUGGAAUUCUGAUCUAAUAGAAACACUCGAAUUACAAAAUCUUCUUGCUAAUGCAAUGCAAACUAUUGUGGCAGCUGAGAAUCGCAAGGAAUCUCGUGGAGCACACGCUCGGGAUGAUUAUCCAAAUCGAAGUGAUGAAUUUGACUAUUCCAAAGCGUUAGAAGGUCAAAAGAAGAAAACCCAUGAAGAACACUGGCGAAAACAUAGCAUAAUAUAUCAAGACAAUGAAAGUGGAAAGGUAACACUCGAGUAUAGGCCAGUGAUUGACAACACAUUAGACAAAACUGAAUGUGAAUGGAUCCCUCCGAAGUUGCGAAGCUAUUGA